CUUCCUCUCCCUCUUUCCUUCUUUCUCCUCCUCUCAACACUUUGGGGAGACUUGGAACGCUCACUGAAAACCAUGUCCAUGUAUCCCUGGCAUGGUUCAACUGCCACUGCCACCGCCGCCGCCGCCGCUUCAAAUCCGCGCAUUGACUCGGCCGCGGCCACCAUUACACCCACUGCUGCUCCCCCGAGUACCUCUGCCUCGACCCUUCAGAUGCCCCAAAUGCCAUGGCUUCCCUCGAUGAUUUCCGCGCGAGCCAACCCACAGCAUGCAACGCUCCCUAAUUUAUCCACGAAUCUGCGCAUACGACAACAGCCGACGCCGCAGCCCACUGCACUUGAUACACAACAGCAACACCAGCACCACUCGCACCCCCGCUCACUUCCUCGGCACUCUCAACAAAAACAACUACAACAACAGCCUGUUCCCGUGGUCAUUGAUGCACGUCAACACCAACACCAACACCAACACCAACAAAAACAGCGAAAGCAAAAGCAACAGCAACAGCAAGCCGUCUCCAUAUCGAGCGAAGAGAGUGAUUUCGAUACCUCUGAUUGCAGCGUACGACAGAUCACCACCACGGACGCGUUGGGAGACCAGGAUUACGUUUCUUCCGAUGGGAUGGGCGCGAGCGCACAACAGCAACAGCGUCGCCAUGGUCAUCACCCUGUAGGUGGAGACGGACUCAUCCCCAACGGGAAUGCGACAACAACCCGACCUAGCACUACAACGACUACCAUCCUCAUCGACGAUCGCGAUGACCUCGACCUCGAUGCUACCGCCGCAGGCAACGACAGUGCUGACAACUCCCUAAACCUCACGGGCGACCGUGAAGGUCCCCGCAAACACGGGAAGCGCCUGACCACCCUUGAGGAAGUCUCGCUGUUCGAUAUCUGCAACCGCCAUGCUCACGAGUUUGGUCAGCGCAGUAACCUGUGCAAGUGGUGGAUGACGGUCACGGAGGAAUUCACGCGCGACCAGGGUCAUCCGUACUCGUGGCACUCGGUCCGACGCAAGGUGGAACUAGUGACUAAACAACGAAUGAAGUUUCUGGACGAGCAGCGCGAGAGAGGGGGCAGUGAGAGCGAUGAUCGGUCGAAUCUCAGAUGGAGGGCUGCUGUGGAUGCGUGGAUUCCCACGUGGCAGAGGUGGGAGGAGGCUGAGGCGAGGCGGAUCGAGAAGAGGGACUCGAGGAGGCCGAGGAAGAGAAAGGACAGAGAGUGGGAAGUUGGCAGUGGAAGUCCGCUGGUGAAUGUUGGUGGUGCUGCUGCCCAGCUUCCAACACCGUCGCAGCAAGCGCUUUCAACGCCGCCCGCCUCCACGCCCCAACACACCAAAGUCCGUCUACCCCCCGGAUUCGAUAACAUGUUCGCCAGUCAGCCGCAGUCCCAGUACCACACCCCGACUCCAGUCCCAGCGACUAUGCUAGGCGGCGCCGCCUCUUCAGGAGGCGAGGCGGGUAACGCAGAGUCGUCGUCAAUGAUGAGUGCCGUUCUAGAGACAUUGGGCAAACUCAACCGCCACCUCGACGCUGCCAAUUCCACCACCACUCCAACUUCUUCCAAACCCACCAAAACAACCGACAGCCGCUCACGCGCUGCUACCACCACCACGACGCAGCAGCAACCACAACAGCGAUCACAAUCCCAAUCUGACUCCAGCUCUGAUCCCGACGACCCCUCCUCGCCCACCCAAGCCUCGAAGAUGUCCCAAGCCUCCUCCCUUCUGAUCCCUACUCACCUCAUCAUCAAGCUCAAAGCCGAACUCCGCGAGGAGAUGCGCGAGGAGAUGCGGUCCGAGCUGGCCAAGGACCGCGCGAGUCUCGAGGAGAAGCUGGACUCGGUGCAACGGACGCAGGAGAUGAUUUUGGAGAUGUUGAGACAGGAGCCGUCUUGACGUGCUUUCCCUCCAGUUUUUCUUCCCCCAUUUACCUUCAUAUUCAUACCUUAUAUCCUCCUUGUUUGGUCUUCUCCUUUAUCGUGAUAUGUUUGCAUAUGAUACCCACUGGUCUAGAGCAGUGUUGUCUGUUCGGUUUGCUCGGCCAGCUUUUUUGCUACUUCAACAGUUUCCUUGCUUCUGCUCCCUUUCCUCCUAUACACACUCAUAUUACCCUUCAAGAUACCUGAAAUAUAUAUUUAAUUCCACUGGAUGGUUCACGAAAGAAGAUCCACUCCGAAGCCC
This is a messenger RNA of Aspergillus uvarum CBS 121591, 2178 nucleotides long. RefSeq lists its product as uncharacterized. The transcript has 6 exons. The record is from RefSeq and is a predicted model, not a curated record. The coding region runs from base 73 to 1893 and encodes 606 amino acids. Lineage: Eukaryota; Fungi; Ascomycota; Eurotiomycetes; Eurotiales; Aspergillaceae.